AUGGCUGUGAUCAAAAAGGUGAAAGCCAAGAAAGCAGUUGUGCAGAAGGGUGCGGAUCAGAACAAGGCCUCUGCUAAAGAGGAAAAGAAGGAAAUGAGUAGCCUUGAUGAAAGUGACCCGAAGAAAGUUCAGAAUAUGAAAGAACAGGGUCGUCUUGCGCUAAGCGCACUAAAGAAACAUUGUGCAGAACGAAGCGGGAAGUCUCUCUUUCCUGACAUUGAUCAAGCUGUUGGCAUCGCGGUAGUAUACAAGAAGCCUCCUUUGACGACCGAAAAGGCACGGGUCAAGAUAAUACUUCCAUGUCCACAUCGAACACCAUCUGAUGCAUCAAUAUGUCUCAUUAUGCCGGAUCUUGAUCAAAGCGCUGCUGGAAGAACAAGCAAGGCGCGACAGUGGGCUGAAAAGAUUGAGAAGGACCACGGUCUUACAAAUCAGCAUUACUCAAAGAUUCUUACCAAAACUGCAAAUUGCGAAACGAGAGUAUCACACGUUUCUCUCAAAGGCGUGCCUGAGGCAACAACCUACGAAUUUGUUUUCUUGGUAGAUAUGUUUCGGGUUGAGAAAGAACCUCUGGACUUCAAUUAUUCCAAGCCGCUGGUGACCGCGAUUGAAAAAAAUCAGUUGAAAGACAACAUGUAUCCUUGGGUCAUCUUGGGACAACCGUUAUCGGAUCUCGCCUCCAAUUUCGAUACGGUCGUGGAUGCUGUGCUUAGUUCAUGUCCAGGUGGUCUAUCCAACGUACGCAGUAUAUAUGUGCAACCAGUUGGAUCUUCGCCUUCUCUACCUGUCUACGUUGACAACGGUAUGGCAUCUGAAGUUCAACUGGAGAAACCAACAAAACGCAGGCGGUGCAUGGAACAGGUCACUGACGAGUGUUCUACACUUCCUGAUGGCUUGAAGCUCGCUGUUAGGAGAAAUGGCAAACUUCGUGUGGUGAAAGAGGAUUCUGGUCACACUAUUUUCUACCCUACAGUUCAUGAUGAAUGGCAAGAACGCGAUCGAUUGAAGCCGACCAUCGAUCCUGCCAAACUGGAGCGGAAACAUGCUAUCAAAAAGAAGCGAAUGCAAAAACGCCUAACACUGAAGAAAAUCAAGUCUGGUGAAGUGGUUACCGUCCGUCAUGAUGCAAAAUGA
This is a messenger RNA of Ostertagia ostertagi, 1134 nucleotides long. The record is from the annotation of a GenBank genome assembly. Lineage: Eukaryota; Metazoa; Nematoda; Chromadorea; Rhabditida; Trichostrongylidae.